Pseudoliparis swirei is the source of this 3374-nucleotide messenger RNA. It is a transcript of the gene podxl, whose product is annotated as podocalyxin-like. Gene Ontology annotation, biological process: negative regulation of cell-cell adhesion; cell migration; positive regulation of cell-cell adhesion mediated by integrin. Lineage: Eukaryota; Metazoa; Chordata; Actinopteri; Perciformes; Liparidae. The record is from RefSeq and is a predicted model, not a curated record. The transcript has 7 exons. The coding region runs from base 279 to 1124 and encodes 281 amino acids. Gene Ontology annotation, cellular component: microvillus membrane; apical plasma membrane.
CUGAUGCCUCUUCUGCGCCUCCUGCUACUGCAACUCCUGCAUCUCCUCCUGCUGCUGCUGCAUCUCCUGCUGCUGCUGCAUCUCCUCCUGCCGCAUCUCCUGCAGCUGGCGCCGCCGCAACUACCAACCCACCAAAGGCCGUGGCCCCAUUUAUAACGGCUGCAAGCAGCGGGGAUUCAGCGGUGACCCCCAACGCCGCCACAGGCAAGACCCCGAAAGCCUCCGCGCCCGAUAAAACAUCUGGGACCGGAGCGCCCGCCGGGCCGCCUGGCAACGCGAUGACAACCGAGAUCACAAAGGUCUCGACAGGCGGCGUCACGACGGGGCAACGGUACGCGACUCUCAUUACCAUGACGAGACAGGACAGCGUUGGAGGCGCUGAGAAAACAACGAUGACGCUUGCAGGCCUGACCACAGAGCCAGCUGGGAACCCGGUGACCACCAGCGCCCCCUCCACCCUGACCAAGGCAGGAAUUACGACACCACGUUUGGUCACAAACGCUGGAACCAUGCCCCCGCAAACCCCAAGAACAACAACAACAAGAACCACGAUCACCAACAUCAGAACCACCAGCAGCACCACAGCAGCUCAGCUAAAGACGUUUUUGUACUCUCUAAACAAUGGGCAUGAGAAAGAGGAGGAGAAGGAUCUGGUGGAGGUGUGCCGGCGGCUGAUGGUCAAUUUGCAAGAUGGGAACUGCACCCUGACAUGGCAGCACCGCAACGGCAAAAUACACUUCGACUGUGUGGAGAUUAAUGGGAAAGUGAAAACCAACCUGGCGACCCAGUACUAUGAAGAAAUCACCAAGAAACCGACAGACCACAAAACCCUCAUUGCCAUCCUGGCCUCCUGCGGCGCUCUGCUGAUCAUGAUCAUCAUCCUCGCCGUUUGUGCCUCUCACCACCGCAGGCCGUACAACGAUAUCCAGCAGCACCUGACGGAGGAGCUGCACACGGUGGAGAACGGUUACCACGACAACCCGACGCUGGAUGUGAUGGAGGUGCAGCCGGAGAUGCAGGAGAAGAAGGUGGCACUGAACGGAGAGUUCAACGACAGCUGGAUCGUCCCCAUCGACAACCUGCUGAAGGAGGACAUAGCGGACGAGGAGGACACGCACCUGUAGAGACGCCUGGGGGGGAGGAGACACCGACAGAGCAAAUGCCAAAAUUCCAUGGCAGCCCUUAUCUUACCCUCCUGACCCUGGAGGUUGUUGACCCUGUAGCCAGAGAAGACUCUCAAAUACUUACUUCCUGUCCAACGCCAAGCCCCCACAUUGAUGCUGUCCGACUGCUCGGUGUACUUCUACUUUAGUUUGGAAGGGAAAACAGUAUGAAACCUUUUGCAGAUGAAGUACUGAUCAAAUAGUACAAGGUGGCCUUUAAAAGAAUCCACUAAGUCCUUCAUUUGGUAGAAAUAAGUGACAAGAUUCAACACGAUUCAUUCUGAAAACUCAAAGUGCUCCAAACCCUCAGAGAUAAACAAUUGUGCCUUCUCACACAAAGAAAACAGAGUUGAUUUGUACACAAGCGCCUGUAAAUAAAGCAUCUUAGUUAUUUUGACGGAGGCCAGAAGAUGGAAGAAGCUCGGAGGGGCAGUUCUAAAGUUACUAACUAGCUGUUCAUGAAGAAAGAGAAGAAGACACAUGGAGGCUUUUAAUCCACAUAUUGAGGCGAGUGGGUAGAUUUAGUUUUGCGCUUUCUCUCAAACGACACGUUUUCACAUGAUUACACACAAGGGGAAACAGUUCCAGCUUUCUGAAAGAAAUUGGAGAAGCGUAACCGUGGUAACUCGUCCAAAACUGAUGUAACUAGACGAUGAUUUGUGAGAAUCAGAAAAUCUGAAUUGUUUUUAUUUUUAUAUAUCACAUAUAUGAUUUGAUAUAUAUCUAUAUAUAUAUCUAUAUAGAUAUAUAUCACAUAUAUAUACAUAUAUGAUUUAUAUAUAGACAUCAUAUGUAUUUAUAUAUAUAUAUAUGUGAUAUAUAUAUAUAUCACAUAUAUAUGAUAUAUAUGUGAUAUAUAAAUCAUAUAUCACAUCUAGUUAUAGUUACACUUCAAUCAAAGCGUUCUUGACAUUACAGAGCUGUCUGACAUCGUCUUUUGAGAACACUGUUUUUACCCUGUUGCAUUGUGGGAUAUUUCUGCUGGCACCGUUCCCAGUGUUAUAUAAUAUUUCACCAAAAACAGUCUGCAAUUCACUUCCUGAUGGCUUCAGACAGUAAAAUGCCUCGCAUUAGCAUUCAGCUAGAGCGCUAGAUAGCGUACGGCUAGCGCACUAGUUAGCACACACACAAAAAAUUGUGUGAAAGUCUUUUGUCCUCUGGCUAUUCAUACAUGUAGGAUAUCACAACAAAUCAUGUUGUUUGUGAGCUUUAUCUUCUUUCAUUUAAAAUAAAAUCACAUUAAUAGUCAACAUAACACCCUUAUAUCUUGGUUAUUAUAUACCAGGCCUUUUUUGGGGGUAGUUUUUCAGAAAUAUUUCAAUUGGUUCAAAAGAAUAUUCAUCAAGCAACAAAACAGAACCGUCAGCUGUUUCAUAAGUAAGAGGAAAAUGACCUUCACAGAUAUGCAUGUUGUCGCAUGUUUGUGGUCACGUUCAAUGACAUUUCAUUCCUCCGUUGAGACCAAAUCGUCAAGCAAAACAAUAUUAUCUCAAGUUGCAAAAUUAAUUUUAGAAAAUCAAUACCUAUAAACAUUUCCCAGCCAGUGCCAGAAGGUAUCACUUCUACGAUGGAGAAAUCCCCCAAACAUUCAGUCAGCCAAGUGACGACCAAUACCAUUAAAGAACCAGGACAUGUACGCCAUCUUUAACGGCAAAGAAUUAUCACUUAAUAAGUCCACUAUCAGUCAAAACAUGGCUAAUAGGAAUAAUACUAGACUGAUAAUGGUUUAUGAAUUAAAGAUACCUCUGAAGCCAACACUGUAAAUAUGUGUUUUCUUCCCACACCGUUGUUGCUGCUGGAGGGGGCGGAGUCUGAUAACAUAUUUAAAUCGUCUGGCUUGAUAUUAAAACCCUGACAGCAGAACCUGGGCACAUUUUCAUUUUGAAUAAUAUCCUUCCCUUUAAACCCAUUAAGAAGUUAAUAUAUAUGUACUUAUACACAAGUGAAUACAUCACCUUGGGCACUCCAAUCAUACUUUUGAUUGAAUUUUGUUGUUUUGUUUGUGUGUCUCAUUUUCACUUUUAUUAUUAUUAUAGCUGUGAUGUUUUCACCAAAGUACGUUACCAGUAUUUUCUAUGUAUUUAUGAAUCGUUUGCUGCUGAAGGCAAACAACAGGUGUCUGACACACUGGAAGCUGUAAAUUGUUGAUCGCCUCGGCGGUCGUGUUGUUCUACCCGUUCAGAUAUGAAAAUAAAAGUUGUUUUUUUUCCA